CCGAGCCCUGCCUGGAUGCUCAGUCAAGGCACUCAGGAAAAAAAAAAUCAGCAAUUUAUAGAAAGAAGAAGCUAUAGUCUGUCGGGAUAUCCAACACCAACAGAUAUUCUGAUGGCAAAUCACACGGAAGGAAAGAGGAAGCAUGAGCACAGAUUGGAUCAGAUCUCUUUGUGGAUUACAUUUUCAGUAAAAUGCAUGGAUCUAGCUUUUCCCUGUUCUUGUAUCUAGAUCAUGAGACUUGACUGAGGCUGUUUUUUUAUCCUCCAUCCAUCUAUGGCGAACUAUAGCCAUGCAGCUGACAACAUUUUGCAAAAUCUUUCGCCUCUAACAGCCUUUCUGAAACUGACUUCCUUGGGUUUCAUAAUAGGAGUCAGCGUGGUGGGCAACCUCCUGAUCUCCAUUUUGCUAGUGAAAGAUAAGACCUUGCACAGAGCUCCCUACUACUUCCUGCUGGAUCUGUGCUGUUCAGACAUCCUCAGAUCUGCAAUUUGUUUUCCAUUUGUAUUCAACUCUGUCAAAAAUGGCUCUACCUGGACUUAUGGGACUCUGACUUGCAAAGUGAUUGCCUUUCUGGGGGUUUUGUCCUGUUUCCACACAGCUUUCAUGCUCUUCUGCAUCAGCGUCACCAGAUACUUAGCUAUCGCCCAUCACCGCUUCUAUACAAAGAGGCUGACCUUUUGGACGUGUUUGGCUGUGAUCUGCAUGGUCUGGACUCUGUCUGUGGCCAUGGCCUUCCCCCCAGUUUUAGACGUGGGCACCUACUCGUUCAUUAGGGAGGAGGAUCAGUGCACCUUCCAACACCGCUCGUUCAGGGCUAACGACUCCCUUGGAUUUAUGCUGCUCCUCGCUCUCAUCCUCCUAGCCACACAGCUUGUCUACCUCAAGCUGAUAUUUUUUGUCCACGAUCGAAGGAAAAUGAAGCCAGUCCAGUUUGUAGCAGCAGUCAGCCAGAACUGGACCUUUCAUGGCCCUGGAGCCAGUGGCCAGGCAGCUGCCAAUUGGCUAGCGGGAUUUGGAAGGGGUCCCACACCACCCACCUUGCUGGGCAUCAGGCAAAAUGCAAAUACCACAGGCAGAAGACGGCUGUUGGUCUUAGAUGAGUUCAAAAUGGAGAAACGAAUCAGCAGAAUGUUCUAUAUAAUGACUUUUCUCUUCCUAACCUUGUGGGGCCCCUACCUGGUGGCCUGCUAUUGGAGAGUUUUUGCAAGAGGGCCUGUAGUACCAGGGGGAUUUCUAACGGCCGCUGUCUGGAUGAGUUUUGCUCAAGCAGGAAUCAAUCCCUUUGUCUGCAUUUUCUCCAACAGGGAGCUGAGGCGCUGUUUCAGCACAACCCUUCUUUACUGCAGAAAAUCCAGGUUACCAAGGGAACCUUACUGUGUUAUAUGAGGGAGCAUCUGUAAAUCUUUAGCCUUGUGAAACACUAACCCUCUCUGCUAAGCAAUUGUGGCCUGUAGCCAUGUCUUGAGAAGAAAAGCAAGGAUGGGAUCAGCAGUUGUAAGGAUUUGGGCAACAUUCUGCAGUCUUUGCAAUAGUUCACCUAUAAUCCUAUUUUCAGUCUCAGAGUGAUCCUGCUGACGGCCGUCGAAGGUUUGUAAUUAAGAAAGGACAGAGAACCACUGCCCUACGUUUCUUUCUGUGGUUGAACACUAGAUAAUGAGAGUAGCAGGUGCUAAGUGUCAGUGCUAAAUGCUGUGUAUAUCAUUACAUAUGAAAAAACUUAAAAAACAAUUAGCAUUGGACAUUUGAAUAAAUUAAGUUGACAUGAGGUAAAUGUGUUGAUAAAAGCUAAUUUUAGAAGUUUGAAGACUUUAAAACAUUUCAUACUAUUUUUGUUUUGCAAAGACUUCACUACUGGGGGACUUAACAGUACUGUAAUCCUCUAAAGAUGUGCCAUGAAUUAUUGGGGUACAACACUUUAAACACGCCUUGUAAGUUUGGGGGAGCAUUCCAAAGCAGUAUAUCAGUUCCAAUUAGAGUUUACCUUUUUGUAUUAAUAUAUUGCUAUUUCUAAAUGCCACUUUCCUUCCUUACCAGUGAAAUUGCUAGCAUUGAACUACUGUAUUAUGUGUUUUCUGUUCAUUCAGUAAAAAAGUUUCCAGUUCGUUUCUAUUUUACAAAUGCUAGAUAUCUGUCUGGGAGGCAACAUGAAUGGUAUCAACUGACCACAGAUGAGCAGUUCUAAUGAUGCAGAAUAAACACGUGUUGCCUUAAAGGGUUAUCUAGUAUCCUUCAUAUUCUUUAGCAGUGGAGAAAAUAGUCAAGAGAAAUUGAAUCAGUGACUGGCCCUGGCUGUUCAUCAGGAAGUGCAUGGAAGAGCAUUGAGUACUUUUCCGUUUUUCCUCACAUGGUUUGGAAAUUAAGGUGCACAUCACUUGGAUAAAGAGCUUUUCUUCUGAGGUGUGCUGCCCAUUCUAGGGUGUUCUAAGAAGCAGACAGUUGCUGUAUGUUUAUAUUGUAAGUCAGCUGUCAAGUGGAACCCACAGCCUUAGGAUGACACCCGGCACAAUUUGUGAAGUGUUUAUUCUGUGGAAGGCACAGUCUUGUUUAUACUUUCUGCACAUUCAGUGUAUUGGUCGUUUAAAUUAUUUCAGUUUUAACUUGUGAAAGCUUAUAAUAUGAUUUCUGGUAUUUUAGAAAUACAUUAGAUUCUGUGAGUCUCAUUCUUUAAGAUACAGAUGUGUGAACUUCAAUAUAAAGUUGCAUUUGCCAAAAUUUA
Peromyscus eremicus (cactus mouse) is the source of this 2716-nucleotide messenger RNA. RefSeq names its product G protein-coupled receptor 85 (gene Gpr85). Gene Ontology annotation, cellular component: plasma membrane. Gene Ontology annotation, biological process: G protein-coupled receptor signaling pathway. NCBI's taxonomy places the organism in Eukaryota, Metazoa, Chordata, Mammalia, Rodentia, Cricetidae. Gene Ontology annotation, molecular function: G protein-coupled receptor activity. The coding region runs from base 274 to 1386 and encodes 370 amino acids. The transcript has 2 exons. The record is from RefSeq and is a predicted model, not a curated record.